AUGACCAUACCGCAGUACAAGCCCCCAAAAGACAUUCAAGAGUUGUUAGACAAAAAGGAACAGCAGCCGCCACAACAACAAUCUGGUCAGCGUCGUCGUACAGCCGUGCUGCCCAAGCGCAGUUGGAUACAGCGAAACCCGCGACUGUUUCAAAUCUCUUUCCUGACGAGCUCCCUACUCAUAUUCUUCUCCAAGCCAAUUUACGACGCGUUCAUAGCAGAUCCCUUGCCUCCCAGUGAGAUUCGUGUGCCGCCACACAAACGUUAA
Messenger RNA from Drosophila obscura, 267 nucleotides. RefSeq lists its product as uncharacterized. Lineage: Eukaryota; Metazoa; Arthropoda; Insecta; Diptera; Drosophilidae. The transcript has a single exon. Bases 1 to 267 code for a protein of 88 amino acids. The record is from RefSeq and is a predicted model, not a curated record.